AUGUUUAAACAUAAAACUGAUUUGAGGAUUCUUCUUUUUUCAAAAAGUGCCACAAGUUGUUCAGUGAAUUGGCACGAGCAGUCCAUGAACACUCUGACUUACAUACUGUUCCUGUUCGCAAUGGGUCAGAUCGUGCCGCUCUCAAUCAUCACCUUCAGCUACGUUAAUAUAAUCAGGACUAUGAAACGGAAUUCGCAACGUCUAGGACGAGUCAGUCGCGCUGAAGCAAGAGCGACUAUUAUGGUCCUAAUCAUGAUAAUCUCGUUCACAAUAGCCUGGACUCCCUAUUCGCUCUUCGCACUCAUGGAACAAUUUGCAACUGAAGGAAUUGUGUCCCCGGGCGCUGGAGUCAUACCGGCACUUGUGGCUAAAAGUUCAAUCUGCUACGAUCCAUUAAUUUAUGUCGGUAUGAAUACUCAGUUUCGACAAUCAAUCAAACGCAUUUUUGGAAUUCACUCAAAGAGAAGUGGCUCUCAGGCUGAAAAAUGUUACAAUAACACCAUAAUGUCUCCCGCACACAAACAGUCAGCCUAUAACGACAUCACAGUACGAUACAACUCUUCAGAAACCAUUGUUUCUACUCCUAAGAGACUAAAGGAGAGAUAUACAAUUACGUCUGAGGACUCCGAUAAUCACUCAAUAUCAUUGUGCAUCAAUGAAAUUAAUCGACCUUCGGCAAAAAUGUGCGAAUUGUGCACUAUACAAGAGAAUAAAACAGUAUCUGAUGCCGAAAGGUCAGGUGAUACAGUUUGCGAUGAAGAAAGUUGUACCAGUAACAAAAAGCUAGAUCUCGUUUUCGGUGAGUCGUGUAAAAUAAAGGAAUCCUCACCUAUAGUUACUAUUGUCGAUACUGACAAGUUAGUAUUUAGCAAGCCACAAAAUACUGCACAAAAAACCUUGAACGAUGUUUAUGGCAAUGAAGGUUUCGAGAAUAGUACAGAUGUGGCAGAUAAGAACGAAACUGAUUUAGAAAGCAAAGUUAGUGUGACUAUACAAAAAAAACCUAUAAAACAUAGCUUCUCAUUGGACUUAGGAAAAGUUGCAAAUGAAGGUAGAAAAAGAAAGUUCUCAAUAGAAACUAAGCUCGACACUUUCAAUCCGCCUAGAAUAUUUUCUAAAGAUCGAGUCGUCAGUAAGCUAUUCGAUUCCGAAUCUUCACGACAUGACAGUGUUAAAAGUUAUUUGUGUGAAAAUUAUAAAGAUGAUGAUGAAAACAUUAAAUUG
This is a messenger RNA of Brenthis ino (lesser marbled fritillary), 1224 nucleotides long. Lineage: Eukaryota; Metazoa; Arthropoda; Insecta; Lepidoptera; Nymphalidae. The record is from the annotation of a GenBank genome assembly.